CUGAGUGCAUAUUGGUCCUAAUGCGACAGGAUAAAAUAUUUUCGAGUUCAAACUGACAAUAUUGGAUCUAGAAAUCGAGUUUAUAUAUAGUUAUAUUACGAAAGAGAAGUUGGAUCGCAAUCUUGAGGAACCAUUUCGCAGUUCUACGAUAACUAGAUAUGGAUUAAAUUCGAAUGAUUAUCGAUAAUAUAUUGUAGCAAUGUUUCCUCGAGAUUGGGAGCAAGAUGUUAUAUUCUCUAUUACUGUUGAUCACCAAGCUGGGCACGAAAUACUUCAAAUGUUUGAUUUGCAACGUCAACCACAAUUUCAAUCUCUUCAAGGACCGGUUGAACAAUAUUCAUAUAUGCUAAUGGAAAACCUACCUCUCUUAAGAGUCUCCUUUUAUCAAGCUACAAUUCGCAUUAAGAAAUACAAGACGGCGUUGGGACUUCGUUGUGCUUAUGUUUAUGCAUUCAUAUCUAGUACAGAUGAUAACGAUAUCACAUUCUCUAUCAUGGUUGAUCGGAAGUCAGGUUUUACAUUGACAGAUAUGUUUGGAAUGCAGCUGAUGGAAGUGGGCUUGUAAUUAUUUUCUCAAAUCAUAUCAGAUAAUCU
This is a messenger RNA of Sclerotinia trifoliorum, 594 nucleotides long. The record is from the annotation of a GenBank genome assembly. Lineage: Eukaryota; Fungi; Ascomycota; Leotiomycetes; Helotiales; Sclerotiniaceae.